AUGGGAUCGCCGUUGGCCAUCCAGAAGUCCUUGGAAGGGGCGCAGGACGUCGGCUUGGAGAAGUUCAAGGAAGCCUUCGAUUCCAUCAUAGGACUCCUUGAUGAGAUCCUGGCUCAGAACGACGAUGCUCCUGUUCAAGUGUGCGUACAGUUACAAGGAAAGAUGACGAGAGAACAGGUGCUUGACACCAUUUGGGCCGAGGGCCAGGGCAAGCCGAUCUCCAUCUGCCACAUCAAUCUGGCGGCCGCACACGGCAGCCGCAGGAGGGUCACCAGGCCAAUUUCUGCAGAUUCCCUGAUCAGCGAAGACGAGGCAACAGAGACUGGGGUCGCUGGGACAUCUGUUUACGCGAGGCGAAAGGGGAGUCAUGACCCCAAGCUCGCCGUGGCUGCAUCAGCUGACUGCAUGUCCUCCCUGAAGUUCGAAGGGACGGUUGACGACCAGUGUGAGUACGCCCGACUCUUUGCACUAGGUCCCAUCGGUGCAACUACGGGGAAUCCGUUUGGAGCAGAAAGGACCAUGGAGCAGUUGGCAGCCCUUUCCACUCUCCAAGCCAUCGCCGCAUCGUGGCUCCCCCAAAAAUACAUGGGUGAUGGGACGAAGAUCUCGGCGGAGUUGAAGAGAAUGUUGGACGAGACGAACUAUGCGGAGUUGAUCGAAAACGCCGCGGCCGCACUUGGUGGUGGAUUCAGUGAGAGGGCCUCGACCUACUUCGUGAGAGGGUUGGGCCGCGAUGACAAGCUGGAACGCUUCGUCGUCCCGGUGGCACCGGAAGAGGCGCGCGUCCGAAUCGUGGAGAAGGUUCAGGAGAUGGAGCGCGCGUUGAUCAUGGAGAUCAACGGAAGGCGUGCUACCCUGAUGGACCAGCUAGGCGAUGCAAAGAAGGAGGCCGAGGUCAAGCGACAGCUCCUCGAGAGGUUUGACGAUGCAGCGGCGAAAGGCACAAAGAAAGGAAAGGACCCGGUGGUGUGGAACAACAGGCCCAAAGGAGACUAUCGCCGAGAUGCAGAAAAGGCGCUUGGUGUGGUGCAGAGCAUUGAGGCCAUGAUUGAGUCGCUUUACGACCAGGAGCCGACAGAGGAGUGGCGCGAAUCGGCUGCCGAGAGGCUCAAAAACGAGAACUAUGCGGCGGGCAUGACUUGGCUGGUGGAACACGAUGCAAAGGUGUCUGAAGGGCUCGAAGACGGUGAGUCUGCCACAGCUGGAUCGGACCUGCCUCGCGAUUUCCUCGGCCACACACUUGGCUACUAUGCAGGCUGCGCGUACGGGAUCGAUAUGCAAGGUGAAUGGGACACCCUUGGAAGGUUGUACGCUGCUGUGUAUUCCAGAAUGGUGGCAAAUGGCCGUGUCUCUGCAGACAUCCAGCAGAUCAGGGCGUGCAGCCGAGCGGUCGCAGCGCGUUGGGGGCUCCUGGGGACCGCCGACGAAGUCGCUUCCACUAUUGGGGCGGUGGACGCAUGCUGGCUCCCAUACGCCCCGUCGCUAGACAACAUCGUGGCCGGGUCUUACUACGAGAAAGUGAGCAUGAACACCUGGCGCCUGCGGUCAUACGCCGUGGUCGAGACGAUGGCUGUGUCGAUUGCCCAGGGCACAGCACCGGUCCACGUGAGCAGGGACCUCCUCAGCGUCCCGGCACGAGCACUGGCCGACAUGAUUCGCAAGAAUCCUGGCGCGUAUUCUGCUUCGUGCAGUUUCCUGGGCGGAAGCCCAAUUGACCCAGAGCCAAUCAAGACGACGAACCGGGAGCAGUUGGCCAUCUGCAUCGCUGGGAACCUGACGACACGUGAGUUGAUCAUGCAGCGCUGGCGUGAGGCCCCAUCUGCACAGAUGUUCGCAGUGAACACUGCCAAUACCAUCCUGGACCAGAUCCGCCGGCUGGAGGCGUACGCACGUGCGGCACCUGCGGCGUACAAGCAGAUCUACCGGGCAAGGAUCAUGAACAAUGCAAGCCGCCCAGCGCAAGCGCCGCCAGACCUACCCUGA
Messenger RNA from Symbiodinium natans, 1983 nucleotides. The record is from the annotation of a GenBank genome assembly. NCBI's taxonomy places the organism in Eukaryota, Dinophyceae, Suessiales, Symbiodiniaceae.